Molecule: messenger RNA, 2799 nt
Organism: Chelmon rostratus (copperband butterflyfish)
Lineage: Eukaryota; Metazoa; Chordata; Actinopteri; Chaetodontiformes; Chaetodontidae
Product: early growth response protein 2b-like
Exons: 2
Coding region: 48-1289 (413 amino acids)
Biological process (GO): regulation of transcription by RNA polymerase II
Molecular function (GO): DNA-binding transcription factor activity, RNA polymerase II-specific; RNA polymerase II cis-regulatory region sequence-specific DNA binding
Source: RefSeq, a predicted model, not a curated record
GUGACUUGAAUUCUCUUAAACCGUCUAAUCUGCAGCUCAGAGGCAGAAUGACUGCUAAAGUGCUGGAUGAAGUUUCUGCGUCUCUCAGCAGUAUUAUAGAGAAUAUUCCUAAAGAUGUGUACACGACGGAGGGGGGGUUGUCUUCUCAGGCGUCGGUUGUCUUUAAAGAGGAGGCUGUAGGUGAGGAAGAGCACGAAGGGACACCUGAGAAUGAGCGCGGUGAUCUUCUGCUGGAAGAGAAGAGCGCACCUGAGCUGCUUGUGCAGGGCAAAUUGGCGCAGUACGUGGAAACUUUACGCACGCACCCUGUGGCGUUUACAGGCAAGUUCUCGGUGGACUCGAGAGGCGCAGGAGGACCUUGGACACCGGGGGAAGUUAUCAACGUGGUCAGCGCUGACAUCGCCACCCCGGGGCAGCUCACGGUGUCUGAAUCUCCUUCAACAUCCCCCGAUAUUUACGCAGGAGGAGGAGGAGGAGACGCGGCGGACGCGGGGGACGGCACCAUGGCGCACGGCCAGCCGGACAUCAGCCACAUGUACGCGCCCCCUCACCCUCAUCCCCACCCUCACCCGGCCCCCUCCUACUCCUGCAGCGCGGACAUGUACCAGGAUCAGUCGGCAGGGGGCUACCUGGCGACGUCCACCUGCGCCGUGUCCUACCACACGGCUCCGUCCUACAGCUCUGUGCCCAAACCCACUGCUGACGGCGCCGCGCUGCUGUCCAUCAUGCCUGAGUACGGAGGCUUCUACCAGCAGAGCUGCCAGAGAGAUAUCCAGACGGCCUUCCCAGAGAGAAAAUCCCUCCCGUACCCGUUAGACUCCCUCAGGGUGCCUCCGCCUCUCACGCCCCUCAACACCAUCAGGAACUUUACGCUCGGUGCGCCCUCGCCGGCCGCCGAUGGGCCGAUGGCCGCCGUUUUCCCCAGCCACCAGAACCUCCCUCUCAGGCCUAUUUUAAGACCCAGGAAGUACCCGAACCGACCGAGCAAGACCCCCGUCCACCAAAGGCCGUACCCGUGCCCGGCGGAGAGCUGCGACCGCAGGUUCUCCCGGUCGGACGAGCUGAGCCGGCACCUGCGCAUCCACACCGGCCACAAACCCUUCCAGUGCCGCAUCUGCAUGAGGAACUUCAGCCGCAGCGACCACCUCACCACUCACAUCCGCACGCACACCGGGGAGAAACCCUUCUCCUGCGACCAGUGCGGGAGAAAGUUCGCCCGCAGUGACGAGCGGAGGAGGCACAUGAAGAUUCACCUACGGCAGAAGGAGAAGAAGUCCUCUGCGUCCUAAUCCUCACCCCGCACGGCCCGAUGCUGCUGAAUGUAAACUGUCUGAGUCUGAACAUGAGCUCGAUGCGCUCCUGCCACAGCCUGCCUGCCAACAGAGCCCACAUCUCAUCUGGAGCUGUAGUGUCCUCACAACAACGGGAAGAAAACUGUUUGGAGGCCACAUCUUUAAAAAGAAAAAAAAAUCAGGGAGAAUCACAACCAGAGCUCGCAGUGAUGUGUUUGGUCAUGACUUCAUUAUUUAUCACAUCAUCUAAAACAUCAUUCCUCACGCAGUGGUCCAGAUUACUAACAGAACAUUAAAUUAUAGGAAAUGUAAAGGGACUUUGGUUUACACUCCUAAACACACUGUAAAGAGACAGCAGUUGGUGUCAGUGUGCCAGUCGUAUGUUUCUGCUCCAGUGCUCUGUGGCAAGGCACCAUGUCUACUGUCUACGCUUCAUAUUCUCAGGGAUUCAAUUACAAUUCAGGCUGCAAAGAUGAGACCGAAAUCCUGCAAGUGAGCCGAGUCUGAGUGAUGCUGGAGGCUUCGCUGCUGCUGCUGCUGCACUGCCUCCAGCUGUGGGUGGUGGCUUUCAAUUGCAGCUAAGUUGAAAAAAAAAAACCUGUUAAUUUCAGAUAAUACAACAAGUCAUAGCGUCUGAGGGGACUUUUGGAGCCUCACUCAUUUCUCCCCAAACACACAGAAAUACAAUUCACUGGAACAUCCUACACCCAAAAUCCAAAUCCGUAGUUUCACUUCAAAACUACAAUAAUGACACAAGAGUUUCUCUUCAGCAUUUCGGUUUUGUCGUGAGGAAAAUGUCAUUUCAGACUCAUCUGACCAUCAGUCUACUUCUUAUUUAAUGGUGAUGAGCUUGAAAUCUUUGCAUCCUCUCCUCUGUAGCUACAUCAUCGACGUUCAGUGAGCUACAAUCAUAAUACAAUACUCAUAUUAAAGUGAAAAGACGUUUUGCAGGUUUACAUCAGACAGAAAAUACUUUGUACUGUUGUGAUGAUACAAACUGGAUCUCACUAAUGAUGUUUUUUACAGUGGAGGCACUGAACUGCCACCCUGCGCUGUGAUGAGAGGUUCAUGUAAGGAUUAAAAAACAUGAUUCAAAUGUUUGGAGGUGGGAAAAUUACAGGUGACAUUUUGGUGAUGUCACAGUGCACCGAAGAGAUACUGUGACAUCACAAGCAGGGCGGGGCUAAAGUGGGAAUCUCAGUGAAAAUUUCAUUGGAGCUUUUUUUAAACCUGGUUUUGUAUCAUAUCAGAAAUGUUGAAACGGUGACGUUCAUUCUUGUUUCAUUCACGCACCUGAAGAAGAGUCGACUCCACGUGCAGCUCGGUUUGGAUUUCAUGAGACUGUAGCCUGAUAAUCUGUUUUGUCUGCUUUGGUUCCAUGUUUGGCUGCUUUCAGGUGUCUGCACAGACCUGGCGAUAACUGCAAAGAUCCAACCAGCAUUUCUACCUGACGAGUGUGAGAGAAAGAGUCACUGGACAAAAAAAAGUUCUGUUUUUGAGUUUUAUA